AUGGGCGCAGCGCGGAGCUGCGCUGAGAAGCCCUGGUGCCUGUCACCGCACGCCUGCGACCGUGAUGGGCAGACGUACCUGGACUUGGUGACGGCUAUACCAAGCCACGGGCAAUGCGGAACCUUCGAUGAGGAAGUUAUCGAAGUGGAGUGCCCUGCAGGCGCCAUUUUCCCCGAGACGUUGCAGAACCUGAAGUUGCUGGACAGGCACUUUCUGGUUUUCUGUGGCACCUCAAACCUUGUGGCGUUGAGAUGGGUGCUGCGCUUUGGGGCUUCCCCGAGUACCCAUGAUUCCAACAGCACCACCGGCUUGCACGUGGCCUGCCGAAGUGGCUCCGGCAGCGUGGUCUCCGAGUUGCUCCGGCACCGGCCGUCCUUGGACCGCGCCGACGUGGCGGGGUGGACGCCGUUGCACGUGGCCGCCCGCAUGUCGCGCUGCAGCAUUGUGGUGCUCCUGCUCAAGGCUGGUGCACCCAUCUGGGUUCGCAACAGCCAUGGUGAGCUCCCGUCUGAUAUGUGCCUUGACGGGGCCACACACUCGGCGUUUGCAUCCUUCCAAGAGUACUUGCUGUCAAGUCCUCAAAUCAAUGCUGCCGCCUGGAGCUUUUACUGGGAUCGGCCAGAGGCUGAGGAUUCCGAGGCACCCCUGCCCACACCGUUUUUCACGCCUCAGCACCCUAUCGCCAACUUUCGUGGCCAGAAAGAAGCGGUGCUAAUCGCCACACGAGUUUUCAACGCGCAGCCCGGCUAUGGCAUCGCCUUCAUCCGAGCCGCAGGUUUGGCGCAUGAUUAUCCCAGGAGCUCCUCCAAGUUCCUCUACCAAGACGGCAUCAAUCGCAAGGCAGUCGGGCACUUCCUGGGUCAGACCUUUGCAAUGUGUGAAACUCUUCGCCUGGCUUUCUUCAGCCGCUGCGAGUUUUGGAACACGGGGGUCGUCUCUGCCCUGGUGGAAGCCCGACGUGGAUUCGAUUGGCCGGAGGAGUUGCAGCAGAUGAGCCGCAUCGUCUACGCCAUCGCCAUCAACUGGUGGACCUGCCACGAGGAGGCCCAGAACUUCCAGAACCUACAGCAGGAGGCAGAGGCUCCACUUGUGGAGUUGGAUGAGAUCCGGGGCUUGGACUUAAAGACGGACAUUGGCAGCGCAGAGGCCUUGCAGCACAUGAUGCUUUCCGUGCUGUGCUUGCACCACUACAUGCACGAACAGCGGAACGACAUGGACUUCGAAGCCUGGAAGACGCUGCAGAGCUCCCAGGGCACCGCAGGUGAGAUUCCGGACGAGCUGCUCUACAAGAUCUGGCGUGUGGUGCGGAAGGAGGCGCUUCCACAACUCAGCGUGCCUGGCUUGACUGGCAGUUCCGGUGGUAGCCACAGCCUGAAGAUCGUUCUGCCUGAGGCAGACGGGACGAGCUUGGAAGAGGGCGACAAGACUUUGCUGGAGAACGUGGAGCAAACUGAGCAGAGCUUGGCGCAAAGUGAGCAAAUUCCAUGGCUCCAGGGCCUUCCGAGCCUUCAAGGGUGGUUAAACGUCAGCACGCCGGGCCUCGAAGCAGAUGUCAAAGGUCGUCUUUGGGCCAGCGUAUGCCUUGGCUUGCUCUUCUUCUCCCUGUCACCUAGAGCCGCUGCCCCAGAAGCUUUUGUGAGCUUGUCCGGUGUUUUCCCCUCCUGGGACGGUGGCUCCAUCAUCUUGGAGAAGUGGCGGAGCAUCGACGGCAAAAGCGAAUCCUCAUCUCCCUCCAACAACUUUGUGACCGGCGCCUUGCUAAAGCCUGAUGGAAGCUGGAAAGAAUGCAACUUCCUCAAAGUGGAGCUUGGACUCACGCCGCAGGAGGAUCCGCAAUCCUGGCUUUCCUGGCUGGGCUCUAUCGAAAACACCCGAAGCUGGGUGUGA
Messenger RNA from Symbiodinium natans, 1887 nucleotides. The record is from the annotation of a GenBank genome assembly. Lineage: Eukaryota; Dinophyceae; Suessiales; Symbiodiniaceae.